UCCGCGCGCGCCCGCCCGCCCGCCCGCAGCCUCCACCCGCUCUCCCGCGUCGUUCGACCCAGCACUCUGCAACGGCCGGGAGCCCGAUCUGCGGUUUUCCCGCCCGGGAAAGGCCGUGACCCUCCCCGCAGGAGCGGCGGGGCGGGGCGGGGCGGGGGUGGGGGGGGUCCUGAAGAAGAUGGCGACGCCGGGAAGCGAACCCCAAUCUUUCGCCCCUGCUCUGCACCCCCAUCAUCAUCCCCACCACCACCACCACCACCACCACCACCUCCACCAGCACCACGGCGGAGCCGGAGGCAGCGGCGGGGCCGGGGCCGGCGGCGGCGGGGGUUUCAGCCUGCCCUUGAAUCGGGGUCUGGAGCGCGCGCUGGAGGAGGCGGCCAAUUCUGGGGGGCUGAACCUCAGCGCUCGGAAACUGAAGGAAUUCCCCAGGACCGCGGCCCCCGGGCACGACCUUUCGGACACGGUGCAGGCAGAUUUAUCUAAAAACAGACUGGUUGAAGUUCCAAUGGAAUUGUGCCAUUUCGUGUCACUGGAAAUCCUUAAUCUUUAUCACAAUUGUAUCAGAGUCAUUCCUGAGGCCAUUGUCAAUUUGCAGAUGCUGACCUACUUGAACUUGAGUCGAAAUCAGCUGUCUGCCCUGCCUGCCUGCCUGUGUGGUCUGCCUCUGAAAGUCUUAAUCGCAAGUAACAACAAGCUUGGAUCACUGCCAGAAGAGAUAGGUCAGCUCAAACAGUUAAUGGAGUUGGAUGUUAGUUGCAACGAGAUCACAGCGUUGCCUCAGCAGAUAGGUCAACUGAAAUCUCUCCGGGAGCUGAAUGUCCGAAGAAAUUACCUUAAAGUAUUACCACCAGAACUAGUAGACCUUCCCUUGGUAAAGUUUGACUUCUCCUGCAACAAAGUGCUGGUGAUUCCCAUCUGUUUCAGAGAGAUGAAGCAGCUUCAAGUGUUACUGCUAGAGAACAACCCCCUGCAGUCUCCUCCAGCACAGAUUUGCACAAAGGGCAAAGUACACAUAUUUAAGUAUCUGAGCAUACAAGCAUGCCAGAUAAAGACAACGGACUCGCUCUAUCUCCAUGCUAUGGAGAGACCACACUCGCACCAGCACAUAGAAGACAGCAAGAAGGAUUCAGAUUCCGGAGUGGGAAGCGAUAAUGGAGAUAAGCGAUUAUCUGCCACUGAGCCCUCUGAUGAAGACACCAUUAGCCUCAAUGUGCCAAUGUCGAACAUCCUGGAAGAAGAACAGAUGGUUAAGGAAGAUACAUGUCAUCAUCUUACCCCAGAUAAAGGGGAGUUUCAUCAGGAAUUUCAACCAGAGUCUUCCCAUUUGGGUGACAGCAACAACUCAGGACAAGAAAGAGAUCCAUUCGGGGAUGGAGCAGAUGUUCUGCAUUCGGGAUUUAUGAACUAUGUUAAGGACAGGACAGAAGUAUGUGAAGAGCUGUUGCGGAUAGAAGAGGAUGCACACUGGCAGACGGAGGGAAUAAUAAGUUCAUCCAAAGAGCAGGACGUGGAUAUCAUGAUGAUUGAGCAGCUGAGGGAAGCGGUGGAUUUGCUGCAAGAUCCCAACGGACUAAGCACAGACAUCACAGAGAGAAGUGUUUUGAGUCUGUUCCCUGUGGGAUCCGCAGAAACCUUAGAGCUGCCAGAUUCUACACUGAAUGGUCCAAGGCAGCUGGAGACACCUCCGGUGUGUGAGGAGUCACAUGAUCUAACAUUACAGAGUAAUGGGAGCCAGUAUUCACCAAAUGAGAUGAGAGAGAACUCCCCUACGGUCUCUCCUACCACAAACAGCACACCUCCAUUCGGCCUGAAGCCCCGCUCAGUGUUUCUAAGGCCUCAGAGAAACUUGGAAUCUGUAGACCCACAGUUUACAAUUCGGAGGAAAAUGGAGCAAAUGAGAGAAGAGAAAGAGCUGGUGGAACAACUUCGUGAGAGCAUCGAGAUGAGGCUGAAGGUCUCUCUGCAUGAAGACCUGGGGGCGGCACUCAUGGACGGCGUGGUGCUCUGCCAUCUGGUCAAUCACCUGCGGCCACGCUCUGUGGGCAGCAUUCACGUUCCCUCCCCAGCGGUUCCCAAACUUAGCAUGGCCAAAUGCAGAAGAAAUGUGGAAAAUUUCUUGGAGGCAUGCCGGAAACUAGGAGUACCAGAGGAAAAACUAUGUCUGCCCCAUCACAUCCUGGAAGAGAAAGGCCUGGUCAAAGUGGGCAUCACCGUCCAAGCAUUACUCGAUGUCACCACUGUCACCAAGGCUCUGUUCACAUGAGACCAACCUUCUCCUCUGAGUUGACUCAGACUCUUCCUCCAUCAGGGAUCCUGGACUGGGCUCCUGGUAUCCAUUGCUUCCUCUUCCCCACUCUCCGCCUGUCACUUCCUGACUAGUUGCAUGGACAAGGUUUUCAGCCAAAGGGAGGAUUUUCCCCCCUUUCAGAGCUGACCUUGGCUUCCAAGGCUGAGACUUGACAGGGAUUCAUCUGGAAGCCAGAGGGGGGAGGCUGGUGGAUAACUAAGUUAGCACAUCAUUGCCUUUUUCAACCUCCUACAUCCCUUCCACACUCACCAACUGCCAUUACCAAAACAAUGCCAAGCACAACUGUUACACAGCAAGAUGCAUCUGUUUUAUUAAAGCCAAACUUGUUACAGAUUGAGUGGGGGGAGGGGGGCGGGAGGAGGAGACACAAUCAGGUUUUUAUUCACCACCAAAUUCGUCAAGAUGUUUCUUGAGACCAUUGCCUUUUCAAAAGCUAUUUUCGACAUACAAAAUAUUUAUAUAAAUAUUAUUUAUUAGUGAGUUGUUAUUCAUCCUUUGGAUGCAAAUUGUAAAUUAGGAAACUAUUUUAUUACUGCUUUUUUGUGGUUAAACACUUUAUUUUAAUAUUAUAAAUAUUGAGUUAUUUUCUAUCUUCUUUGGUGUGUAGUAGUUGUAGCAGUAAUCAUGUUCCCUGGUGUCUGUAACUCAGAGAAGAAAAAGUGAAGCAAAAAGCAAAACAAAAACCAGGUGCUUCUAUUACAAAGAACUGUUUUCGGGGGAGGCAUUCUUUAUACUUUGGUUUGUGGAACAUUGGUCUUAUUUAUAUUUUUGCAUUCCAUGCAGUUGCCUACAUUCCAGCAGCCUUGUUGUCCCCCCAUGUAAUGAACUGACUGAAAUCAAGAGAGCACCCCAAAGUUAUUUGUAAAUAGCUGUGAUGGGAAAAAAAGACAUAUUAAACUUGAAGAAAAAAAAUGUGAACAAUUACUAUUUUUUUUGAUUUAUAACUUCUUUUGCUAUGCACAAAACAUUCAACUUGUAACACCAAGAAGUAAGCAGUGUUAACAUGAUGAGUCUCCAAGCAUGAUGUUGCACUGUAACUUGGGUAAUUAAAGAGAGUCUGGUACCAAAGGUAGAUAAUGAGGAAAAGGUAUGGGAAAGUGGAAGUGAGUGAAAGUUGUUUUAAGGGAAAUUUGGGCUGAAUGGUCAAAAAUGGCUUUAGGCAUGGAAGACGUGGGUCAGUACUGCCAGUUGUGAGAGGAGGAAAUGAUGCUGAGAAGCAGAUGUGCCUGUUGGUUAGAGUUUAGUUGGUGGUUUUGCACAGUAGUUUCACCAACACUGCAAGAUUCAUGACUUCUGGGGUGCAACCUCAGAAGUGAGUAAUUCAUCUGUGAGCUGAUGGGCAGCUCCAGCCCCCUACCCCCACCCCAGAUCAGCAUCAAAAAAGGACACGUAAGUAGAGUAUGUGAGGCUGAAUGGCCAGGGAGGGAACAAGGUUAAACACUACAGGACUUAAGAAGACCUAGCCAAGGGGAGGAACCGUCCAUGUGGGUCUGGGAAUUUUCCCAGAAGGCAUAGCAACUCAUACUGGGCAGUAACACACCUGUAUAUGUGCUACAGUGACAGAUAGCUCAGCCAUUCAUCUUUCAAAGUCCUGUUAGUGCUGACUGUACUUUCACUGCUGAAAAGCCAUAGGAAGCAGCAGUAGCCACCAAGAGUCAACAUGAAGGUGAAUGCAGAAGAGAAGACAUGAGGAAGACGUGCACAUUGACACCAACAUCCAUCAGCCAAUGCCUUGGAAACUUAGAUUGGCAGCUAGCAAUUAUUUCCUAUCAAAUGUACUGUGCACUUUAACCUAACUUAAGUAUAUUAGAAUAUUUUCCUGUAUUGUCAAAUCCUUUAAGAAUGUAAAGACAAAAGGCAUUUUGAAAGAAGAGUGUAUACAAUGGAAGCAACCUUCAGAAGUCAGUUCUAUAAAUAAGAAUUUAGACUGCUGGCUGUACCUUCCUGGGCAUUCUGAUUAAAGUGUCCGGAAAUAUUUUUUAUAUGUAUAUAUUGGCAACCAGAGGCUCUGUAAUCAUUGUUUUCAGAGAUCUUUCUUUCAAAAUUAAACUGUUUCUUUUGAUACUCAUUUUCAGUACUUUCUUGAAGUUGGCUGUAUAAUACAAAUGGUUUUGGUAGUGUGUAAAAUGGCUUUUCUUUUCAUUGCAAUUCUUUUACAGCUAAGAUGUCUUUAUGAUCCUUGUACACUGUUUAUAUGUGCAAUAAAAUGUGCAUGGCUGGCAGACUGUACCAUAAGCAGGCAGAAUGUAUAUAGUGCUACGUCCUUCCUUUUAUUUAACAGCCAUUAAAACUUUGAAUUUGUACAAAUCA
Molecule: messenger RNA, 4621 nt
Organism: Dipodomys ordii (Ord's kangaroo rat)
Lineage: Eukaryota; Metazoa; Chordata; Mammalia; Rodentia; Heteromyidae
Gene: Lrch1
Product: leucine-rich repeats and calponin homology (CH) domain containing 1
Exons: 19
Coding region: 179-2266 (695 amino acids)
Molecular function (GO): protein binding
Source: RefSeq, a predicted model, not a curated record